Messenger RNA from Daldinia vernicosa, 1486 nucleotides. RefSeq names its product anion-transporting ATPase-like domain-containing protein. The record is from RefSeq and is a predicted model, not a curated record. Bases 181 to 1194 code for a protein of 337 amino acids. Gene Ontology annotation, molecular function: ATP hydrolysis activity; ATP binding. The transcript has 2 exons. Gene Ontology annotation, biological process: post-translational protein targeting to endoplasmic reticulum membrane. Lineage: Eukaryota; Fungi; Ascomycota; Sordariomycetes; Xylariales; Hypoxylaceae. Gene Ontology annotation, cellular component: GET complex.
UUUUGAUUUGCUCAGAAGCUCGACGCGAUUCCAUUUGAUCUUCCAGAACCCACCUCCAACUUUAUGCCACGACAAUUAAUUACUACACUCUUUUAAUCUACACCACAUAGGAACUCAUACUCUCCUUGAACCCUCUUCGUCACACACCGUUCCCCUCCAACUUUUACAACCUUGGCCACCAUGUCCUCUGCUGUGGUCUCCGCUGAUGAUGGCCUCGAGCCGACCCUACAGUCUAUCCUAGACCAGAAGACGCUGCGAUGGAUUUUUGUCGGUGGAAAGGGAGGUGUGGGCAAGACGACAACUUCGUGCUCUCUUGCCAUACAACUGGCUAAAGUCCGCCGCUCGGUUCUGCUCAUCUCGACUGAUCCUGCUCACAACUUGUCCGACGCCUUCUCCCAGAAAUUCGGCAAGGAGGCGCGAUUAAUAGAGGGCUUCUCUAAUUUGAGCGCUAUGGAGAUUGACCCUAAUGGAAGCAUUCAGGACUUGAUAGCCGGACAGGGUGAGGAAAACAGCGAUCCGCUCAGUGGCAUGGGGGGCAUGAUGCAGGAUUUAGCAUUUGCAAUUCCCGGUAUAGAUGAGGCCAUGUCCUUCGCAGAGGUUCUCAAACAAGUCAAAUCACUCUCGUACGAAGUCAUCAUCUUCGAUACUGCACCCACAGGUCACACCCUCCGUUUUCUCCAAUUCCCGUCCGUCCUCGAGAAGGCUCUCGCUAAGGUCUCCCAACUUUCUUCCCAAUAUGGGCCCUUACUCAACGGCUUCCUCGGAAAUCAAGGUACACUCCCGAACGGGCAGAACUUGAGCGAGAUGAUGGAAAAGCUGGAGAGUCUUCGCGCGACUAUUUCUGAGGUUAAUACACAAUUCAAAGACGAGAACCUAACUACGUUUGUCUGUGUCUGUAUAGCUGAAUUCCUGAGUCUGUACGAGACGGAACGUAUGAUUCAGGAGUUAGCUAGCUACAACAUCGACACACACUGUAUUGUCGUGAACCAGCUGUUAUUCCCUAAAAAAGGCAGCAACUGCGAGCAAUGCAAUGCCCGACGGAAAAUGCAGAAGAAAUACCUAGAUCAAAUCGAGGAGCUAUAUGACGAAUUCAACGUGGUCAAAAUGCCGCUUCUAGUAGAGGAAGUCCGGGGCAAGGAGAAGCUGGAACAAUUUAGCGAAAUGCUCAUCCAUCCGUAUGUGCCCCCUGAGUAAGGCAUGUACGGACUUCGUUGGGUCGUCUGGGGUUAGGUAGCGUGGCGUUACGAUGCCUUUGGGCCGUGAUAAGGAUGUCAUUCGAGGGAAAUAGAGGCUCAAAUGAGACCGGAGUGCUAUUGGCAUAUGUACUACAGUGGGAAGAUAUUACAUCAGUACUAAGCGUAUUAUGAUCGUCCCAUUUAUAGCUCUAGCAUUGGAAGAAGGCAUGUAAUACAGUUAAUAUCAAUCAUAAGAUGUCCACAUAUAUCAUUACAAUGCAGGGGCACAUUAUUAAGUCGUUAGGUUAUCA